AUGGCCGAGUCACAGAACGAGAAUAGUGUCAUGUUCGCUUUAGAACAUUAUCAACUAGCCCUGGAGCUGUUUAUACAGCACCUUGCCACCCCAGCUGUCGAGUCUUGGAUUAUAUUCCCAUCCUUAUGGUUGUUUAUCUUGUACGAACAAACCUAUGGAGACGAUCCGAAGAUUCUACAGGCUCACCUUCGUGGAGUUCGGGAUGUUAUCGCAACCCACGGAACCAAGGUCCUUUCAUGGUCAAUUGAUGAAAGGAAGAUUUCAGAACAGGAAUCUGGAGAAAAUUACAUUCCUUCCCAGAUGAUCAAUAAGAUGGCUGUUUGGACUAUUCAUUACGACGCCAAAGCUUCUACAUUUGGACUCGAUGGUGGGAUCAUUGAUUUGCUCAACCAAAAAUUUCCGGGUUCAAUGCAAAGGCUGUGCGAGUCUUCAAAACAUGCCUUGAAAAAUGCUUGGGGACCUGCAUACCCUGCAUUUGAGGAGGUGUGGGAUAUGCAAGUUGAUGAUCUGUGGAUGUUGAACCACGAGACUACCAUGCUCCGUUUUGAGCUUUCCAUACUGGAACGUAAAAGGGGCAAGAUAGUCUCCAGUGAGAAAAUUAAUUUCGGAAAAAAACUUCGGAUUAUCGAAAAGAGAUUUUCAAACUACGCAUCUAUUGCGCUUUCCAAACAACGCGAACGAAGUGAUUUGGUCUCCAACAUUUGCUCAUUAGUGGCCGACCUUUAUGCAUUAAUUGUUCGCUAUGAUCGAAUUACAUAUCAUAUCCAGUCUUCGGCAUUGUCUCCACUUCUGAAGGUUUGUGCUUAUUUGUAUGAGUAUGAAGGCAGUUCCUUUUUGUGGCAUAUAGCAUGGCCACUGUUUGUAGCGAGCUUUGAGACAGAUGAUCCAAUUCACCAGUCAUGGAUCAUUGAUCGCUUCGAACAAAUGGAGAAGACUGGCAAAAAUAUGAGGCGAGCUAAGAUUAUGUUGAAGGAGCUGUUUAAGACUAAGCGAGAUAUGUCACAGCCAGUAGAUUACUAUCUUGACUGGAUAGUUGAUAGCAAAUUCGAGCAAUUUUCAAUUUAG
This is a messenger RNA of Penicillium macrosclerotiorum, 1065 nucleotides long. RefSeq lists its product as uncharacterized. The transcript has 2 exons. NCBI's taxonomy places the organism in Eukaryota, Fungi, Ascomycota, Eurotiomycetes, Eurotiales, Aspergillaceae. The record is from RefSeq and is a predicted model, not a curated record. The coding region runs from base 1 to 1065 and encodes 354 amino acids.